UCUUCAAAAACUUAGAGCUCAUUGAAAGAAAAAGAAAAAUUCAUAAAGAGGUCCUCAUUAUACGGGUAACACCAUACCCACAACCAAUUUGAACAAAGAGGAAAGGGACAGAGACCAAAAAGAAAAAAAAAAGAAAAAAAAAGAAAAAGUUUCAAACCCUAACCCUCGAAUUUGCAGAAAUUGCGCGAUUACAAGGGGAAUUCCAUCUCUCUCCACAGUGCGCAUUCCAGUUCUCUAUCUAAAAAGUUGAAUUUCGAAUUUCGUUUUUCGCGCAUCAAUUCAAGUUCCUUUUCGCAGAUCAAGAAGAGUUAGAUGAAAUAAAUUGAAUGAUUUUUUCGACGAUUUCAAGAAAUUAAAAGGAAUUAUUCGACGAUUCCAAGCAAUUGAAGGAUUGUUUCGACGACACCAAAAAAAUUGAAGUUGUAGUUGAAUCUUGCAUAUUGGUACCUGAAUAUUGUUUUAGUUAGCGAAAUGGCGAAUGAGGGCUCAGUUGAUGUGAUUCUGGAUUUUCUGCAAAAGAAUGGAUUUUCGCGGGCGGAGGCGGCCCUGCGUAGUGAGUUAAGUAACCGUCCUGAUAAUAAUGGGUUUCAAAAGUUAACCCUGGAAGAGAAGGACAAGGACAAGGACAAGGACAGGGGUAAGAAGGCUCUAGGAGGAAAUGUGGAUAAGUCUAGCUCCUGGUCUAGCUCUGAGGUCUCUAAAGAGCUUAUUGUCAAAGAGAUAGAGUGCGGGACGAACAGUCAUGAUAAGAAGAGCAAGUGGAACUCGACGACAUCCACUGUUGAGCAUACAAUUUCCGGUGAUAAAGCAUACAACUCGAUCUUAAGCAGCUCGCAGGAUACUGUGCUUGAUCUGUGUACUUGGAAGUAUAAUCAAAAUAAUGCUUCUGGGGAUCCCUAUAAAAGCAGUAGUAAUAUUAUAAAUCCCGGCCCUGUUAAGUUGCAGAGUAGUGGUUCUGAGUCAACUAGUACGCGAAAAGUCGAUUUGCCACUUGAUAAUGAUGUUUUCCCUGAAAAGCGAUUAACCUGGGUUUCCAGUUCUGGUAAAGCAAGUGUGGAUACAAAUUGUGAAACUAACCAACCAAAUGACCCUAAAGAUGACAAACGGAAAAGAAGUGAGUAUAUGCAGUCUGAAGGUAACUUUGCAGAUGUAAAGGGGUCUAGAAAUGAAGAUGCUCCUAAUUCCUCAUCAGGCCAAUGGAAUGAAUGCAGUGUGAAGACUGUUCUGUCAUUUUCAAACAUGGACAUUCCAACUACCAGUGAGAGUGCUGUUGUUUCUGGAAACAAGGAAAUAUCUAGGAAAGCAGAUAUGGUUAGCAUUAGAGCCGCUAUUAAGGAGCAAGUAGAUGAGGUUGGAAGAUCUUUGUAUCUUGCAAAGCUUCAAGGGAUUUCUGACAAAAAGGAUGUUGACUAUUCAGGUCUGCCUCUGGUUUCUGAAAUUUCAAAGGAAGAUUAUCCGAGGUUGCCUCCUGUUCGACUCAAGUCUGAAGAUAAGCAACUGACUGCUAACUGGGAGGAGAGAUUUGAUAAUGAUGGUCCGAGCUUGAAGUUAACUAGUGCUGACAGUACCUAUCUUUUAGGCUCUUAUUUGGAUGUUCCUGUUGGUCAAGAGAUCAGCUCAUCAGGUGCCAAAAGAAUGACAGGAGGCAACUGGUUAUCUGUCAGCCGGGGUAUAGCAGAAGAUGCUUCCGAUCUGGUCUCUGGCUUUGCAACUAUCGGUGAUGGAUUGAGUGAAUCUAUUGACUACCCUAAUGACUACUGGGACUCUGAUGAGUAUGAUGAUGAUGACGAUGUUGGGUACAUGAGACAACCUAUUGAAGAUGAGGCUUGGUUUUUAGCUCAUGAAAUAGACUAUCCUAGUGAUAAUGAAAAAGGACCUGGACAUGGGAGCAUUCAAGACCCUCAAGAAAGAGCUAUAACUAAAGUUGAGGAGGAUGAUCAGUCUUUUGCUGAGGAGGAUUCUUACUUCUCUGGUGAGCAAUAUAUCCAUUCAAAAAACAUGGAGCCCAUUUCAGCUUCAGAUGAUCCUAUUGGGCUGUCUGUUACAGAGGUGUAUGAGAAAGCUGAUGGUAAUGAUAUAAUAGCUCAUUAUGAUGGGCAGUUGAUGGAUGAAGAGGAACUGAACUUGAUGCGUUCUGAACCUGUUUGGCAAGGCUUCGUGACACAGUCAGAUGAUCUGAUCAUGAUGGGGGAUGGGAAAGUUAUGAACGAAUGUGGAAGACUUGUGCUGGAUGAUGGGUGCAUUGAUGAUGACCAGCAUGGCUCUGUUAGAUCAAUCGGUGUGGGAAUCAACAGUGAUGCUGCCGACAUUGGUAGUGAAGUACGUGAUAGUUUAAUUGGUGGAAGUAGUGAAGGUGACUUUGAGUACUUUCACGAUCACGAGGUUGGUUUAGCCGCAGCGAAAUAUCCUCCAAAUAGGACUAUCAAAGACAGGAAAAAAACAUCCAGACAUGAUACUGAUAAAUAUUUGCUUGAAACUGAUAAAGAUACAUGCUUACAACUCAGAAAUCAUUCAGAUGUAGGGUUUUCAUUUGUUCCUCCUGUGCGAGGUGACCCUGCAGGCUCUAGUAAACCUUUGUGGUCAAGCAACAACAAUAGUGUUGGUGAUGAGUUACAUGAUAAUUUAAGAAGGGAUGAUAUGCUUGCACCAUGGAGACAUAAAAGUAGCACUUCUUCACCUGCCAGGAGCCCUGGAGAUGAAAAUAAUGCUCCUGUUGUUAGAUCAGCUGAAUCUACUCCCUCUACUAUCUCAGAUUAUGCUUAUGCUGAAAAGGAGCGUGUAAAAAGAGCAGAUGAUGAGAAGACGACAAGUGUGAGAGAAGAUGAUGCUGGAGCAUCUUUAGAGGAUGAAGAAGCAGCUGCGGUUCAGGAACAAGUGAGGCAGAUAAAGGCCCAGGAAGAGGAAUUUGAGACUUUUAAUUUGAAAAUAGUGCACAGAAAGAACAGGACCGGGUUUGAAGAGGACAAAAACUUUCAUGUAGUGUUAAACUCAGUCGUAGCAGGGCGCUACCAUGUUACUGAGUAUCUCGGGUCAGCUGCGUUCAGUAAAGCUAUACAAGCACAUGAUCUACACACCGGCAUGGAUGUUUGUGUUAAAAUUAUCAAGAAUAACAAGGAUUUUUUUGAUCAGAGUCUUGAUGAGAUAAAGCUCCUCAAGUUUGUAAACAAACAUGAUCCUGCUGACAAGUACCACCUGCUUCGGUUGUAUGAUUACUUUUACUACCGUGAACACUUGUUGAUUGUUUGUGAACUUCUCAAGGCAAACUUGUACGAGUUUCACAAGUUCAAUAGAGAAUCUGGUGGAGAGGUCUAUUUUACUAUGCCAAGAUUGCAGUCAAUUACAAUUCAAGUUUUGGAGGCACUUCAGUUCUUGCAUGGCCUUGGGCUAAUACAUUGUGACUUGAAGCCUGAGAAUAUCCUAGUUAAAAGCUACAGUAGAUGUGAAGUAAAAGUAAUUGAUCUCGGGAGCAGUUGUUUUGAAACAGACCAUCUAUGCUCAUAUGUUCAGUCAAGGUCAUACCGAGCCCCAGAGGUUCUGUUGGGCUUGCCAUAUGAUAAAAAGAUAGAUGUAUGGUCUCUCGGGUGCAUUUUGGCAGAGCUUUGUACAGGCAAUGUUCUCUUCCAAAAUGAUUCACCGGCAACAUUACUUGCCCGGGUCAUUGGGAUCAUUGGCCCAAUUGAACAAGAGAUGCUUACAAAGGGAAGAGAUACAUACAAAUAUUUUACCAAGAAUCACUUGCUAUAUGAAAGAAACCAGGAAACAAGCCGACUGGAAUACUUGAUUCCUAAGAAGACAUCCUUAAGGCACCGGCUACCUAUGGGAGACCAAGGCUUCAUAGACUUUGUUGCACAUUUGCUUGAAAUAAACCCGAGAAAGCGUCCUUCUGCAUCUGAGGCCUUGAAGCACCCUUGGCUAUCAUACCCGUAUGAACCCAUAUCAUCUUAGAAUUAGUAAACAGCUAAAGGUCUAAACGACGAGCAGGGCUGCCACUGAAGUAACCUUGUCUGGGGUAUAGAGCCUACCACGAACAAGUUGUGCAAACUGAUCACCCUUGAGGGGAUCUGUACUGCCAAUUUUGUCCUUGUGCUUUGCCUACACAGAGGCACAGAGCUGCAAGAGGUGAUUUUUGGUCUGUUUGUGACCUUCCCCAACUUACUGGCCCAAUUUGUAUUUUAUUUUGACAGAUAUCAGAAGGCUUUAUUUUGCUACUAAAACAUGUGCUCUUAGGCCCACUUGUACGUUCUCAUUUUUUCAUUUUUCCUUUCUUUGACCUAAAUUUUUUGUAUUGGGGGAAUGGUUUUCUUUCUUUUUUCUUUUUGGAUUUUUUGGGGGUGUAGGUGGUGGUAGUGGGAGGAAUUUCGGAGCUGGGCGGUUGUAAAUGUUGUGAAAUGUGAGUAUCCUUUUAGUUCUAGCAUUAGUUGUUUAUCUCGUCUGUGGCAAGCUGUUUAGUCAACUUGCAUUCAAGGUUACUUUAGCUUUAACAUGUUACCUGCUACAACAUUCCUACCGCAUUGUUGUUAAGUUUGAUGCUCUUAUUUCAA
This is a messenger RNA of Beta vulgaris subsp. vulgaris (sugar beet), 4541 nucleotides long. RefSeq lists its product as hypothetical. Gene Ontology annotation, biological process: peptidyl-threonine phosphorylation; peptidyl-serine phosphorylation. The transcript is spliced from 8 exons. Gene Ontology annotation, cellular component: cytoplasm. Gene Ontology annotation, molecular function: protein tyrosine kinase activity; protein binding; ATP binding. NCBI's taxonomy places the organism in Eukaryota, Viridiplantae, Streptophyta, Magnoliopsida, Caryophyllales, Amaranthaceae. The coding region runs from base 472 to 3945 and encodes 1157 amino acids. The record is from RefSeq and is a predicted model, not a curated record.